AUGUUGAAGUUGACGAAACGCUGUCGUUAUAUUAAUCUAGAUUUCAAUUUGAUUUAUCCAGCAAAAGAUAAUCUUUUAAAAACAAAGUGGGAUAAUUUUAAAACCAAGAUAGUGAACUACUACUAUGCCAACAUACGGAAUCAGCAAUCAAUAGAUCUUUUGAACCAAGCAAAAACGACGAAAAAAAUUGAUUUUCAAGACUACAUUUUUACAAUUCUUCUCAAUUCAGUUCUGCUGCCUUCAGCAAGAUUUAGUGUAGAUGGAAAUACAAAAAAGAAAGCCACCAUUAAAGAUGCUAAUGAAAGCUUCGUAUUGCAGUUAACAACAAUUAGCGAUUACUCAAUACGAAUAAAAGAAAUUAUCGGAGAUUUAAUUUCACCAGACGUGAAGCAUUGGAAACUGUUGGUGUUGCUAAUAGAAAUAGUAGAUUUAUUAUUUGAUUCAAGUUUUUCCAAUUUCGAUCUAGAUAAGUUAAAAAAUUUAAUUAAAGCACAUCAUCAAAUAUAUAUUCUACUUUACGGUAAUUUGAAACCUAAGCAUCAUUUUUUGGUGCACUACCCACACGCAAUUGAGAAAUGUGGUCCUCUCAAGUUUGUCUGGGCAAUGCGUUUCGAGGCAAAACAUAAAGAUGCAAAAACAUAUUUUAACAAUAUAACAUCUUGAGUAAAUCCUGCUUAUACAGCGGCUAUGAAAAGUUCUUUUUGUUUUUCAAAUUUUUUACAUAAGUAUAAAGAUGGGUUUCCGCAUGCUUUUAUCACUGAAACAUUUAUUACAAAGGACUUAACAAAAGAAGAAUAUUUUCCUAAAAUAUUGAACUUUGAAAAUAUUAACUAUCAAUCUGUUUAUGUUUCGACUAUAAUACAUUAUAAAGGAAUCGAGUAUAAACAAAAUAAUUUUUUAGCAUUACUGAAUGAAAUAAAUUGUUGUAUCUAUAAAAUCAAACUUUUUAUUUACGAAAAUGAAAUUAUUUACGUUCUAUGUUAUCCUAUUGAAAUUAUUAAAUUUGAUGCACAUUUUCAAUCUUACGAGACUGGUAUAAAACAAAAUUGCCUUAAACUGAUUAACAUAUCACAUUUCACAAGCCUGCCUAUGAAUUUACAUCAAAUUAACAAUGGAAAGACAUAUGCAAGAUUAAAAAAGAUAUAAUAAUA
This is a messenger RNA of Zeugodacus cucurbitae (melon fly), 1151 nucleotides long. RefSeq lists its product as uncharacterized. Bases 1 to 663 code for a protein of 220 amino acids. The transcript has 4 exons. The record is from RefSeq and is a predicted model, not a curated record. NCBI's taxonomy places the organism in Eukaryota, Metazoa, Arthropoda, Insecta, Diptera, Tephritidae.